Electrophorus electricus (electric eel) is the source of this 1811-nucleotide messenger RNA. RefSeq names its product apoptosis facilitator Bcl-2-like protein 14. Gene Ontology annotation, biological process: regulation of extrinsic apoptotic signaling pathway. NCBI's taxonomy places the organism in Eukaryota, Metazoa, Chordata, Actinopteri, Gymnotiformes, Gymnotidae. The record is from RefSeq and is a predicted model, not a curated record.
CCAGCCUCUUCCACUAUGGCCACCUAAACAUAUAUCGCCAGGCCGCAGCUCCAGAAAGCCGUACGGGGAAGAUAGUGGAACUGUAAGCAUUACACGCUAAAUAUGCACCCCAGCCACAGACGGUGGAGCUGUUGAAGAGAAGCAAGCUGACCAUCAAAGUUUCAGUUCAGCAGAUCAUAAUCAGAUCUGCACCGCGGGUGAUCAGCCUGGUAUUAUGGUGGCAUCUGUCUGUAGAUACAUCGCUAAAGUCUGUUAGGGUGACACCUGUCUGUAGGUAUAUCGCUGAAGUUUGUUAUGGUGACGCUAAACGAGCAGCUGCAUCCAUUCACGCCUACUCAACAAACGUUUUCGGACUGAAUCCACAGCCUGAAGGAUUGGCAUCUAAUGCUGGGGAAAUGGAGGCCUUCCAGACGGAAUAUCGCCUCCUCGAGGUUUAUCACGACAGAAGAAAGUGCAAGUCCAACCCCGGGACCGAUAUCAUCCUGCAGGGCUACUGGGCAAACCGCGCGCCAGGGAGCGGAGGACCGGCAAGACACGGACAGAGAUUCUUGGAGUAUUCUUUGGCUUCUCUGGACACAGAUCACUUUGAGGACGUGGCAGAUAAGCUGACCCACAUUGUAGACAGUGUACCUGUUACUCCAAAAGAAGCCGUGCCGGAUACUGAUGAUCUCACCCAGAGGCUUGUCGAGUUAUUGAAAGAGUCUGGUGACCAGUUGAAUCAGAAGAUCCUGAAAGACUGCGAACUGUCAGGUUUCCUCGAGAGGUCAUUUUCAUAUAGCGCGUUUGAGAGUCUGGCCUCGGCCUUCGUCCGUGUCGUGGCACCUGAGAGCAGGCAACCUGAGUGGGCCGACAAGAAAACUCAGAUCGCCUGGACCUUUGAGAUGACCAGCAGGUUGGGCGCUCUUGACCUGCAGCCCACGAACCGAAUCAUGGGCUACGGAGCGCAGUACCUGCACCAGUAUUUUGCACCAUGGAUUCAGCAGCACGGCGGAUGGGAGAAAGUGUUUAACAGUGACGAGAGUGAUGAGGAGAUCCAGUGAAGAGAGAGUCUUAUUCCACAUGCUUAAAAAAAAAAGACAAAAUUGUCUGUUAUGUUCAAGGACAUGACAAUAUUCCUGCCUACUUCCUGAGUGCACUGAUCAAACAACUCUGCUUCUUUUAACACCAGAAAUUCUGUUGUAUUUCAAACUGUAACUGAGUUGUGUAACUGUGAGUUUUCUUUUCAUAAGUUCAUUAUUGACAUGGAGUUCUGUAUAUAUGUUGAAUGUUGUUUUUUAACAAGGGAUAAAACAUUAACAUUUAGCCCAUAGUAAACUAAUUUUAAAUGUAUGACUGCCAACUUAAUAUGAAAGUACUCCAUUCACUGACAAAAAAGACUGAAAAAGCUAAAAUCGUUUAGGCAUCUAUUACAAUUUACUGGACAACGGUACAUUUAAAACAGUUAAAAUAUAAUACUUUAUUGACCAGGAGUAUAUAUACUUGUAUAUGCCAUGACUGAAGCGAGCACCUCUGAGCACUAUCCAUACAACAAAACUGUAAAGGUUCACUCUGUUUCUUGGUGGUUUACAUUGAUUUUGAAGUUAUGAAUAAUUUAUGUGGUAUGUGUAAACAGUAGCAAUCUCCCAGCUACAAAAACGUAAGGUAUAAAUCAAAUGCUUAUUCAAUUUUAGUUGCUGUAUAGCAAACGUAACAAGUCAUCAGCAAAUGCAGGCACACAAAGGUGUUUUGGCCCCUUCAUGGUAUAUGAACUGAAUAUUGAAAAACUCCCACAGUCCUCUGCUUAACAACAUAUAAUAAAUAAAUUCAAUACA